Molecule: messenger RNA, 1638 nt
Organism: Stylonychia lemnae
Lineage: Eukaryota; Ciliophora; Spirotrichea; Sporadotrichida; Oxytrichidae
Source: the annotation of a GenBank genome assembly
AUGGCUGAAAAUUACAUGAUUUCAGAUAGUCGAAUUGUGAAUAUGGAGGAAAUCUAGGACAUCAAGGACUAUAUACUUUGUGGAAUAUGCUAUCAAGUUGUGACAGAGGAAAGAGAACCAGUUGAAUGCAAUAAAUGCCAUAACUAAUUAUUUUGUUCUCAAUGCAUUUCGGGGUGGGCUAAAACCAACUAAAGCUGUCCAUAUUGCCACGCAGGCAGUGCUCAAUACGUUGACAUCUCUCCACUGCUUCUAAAUAUGAUCAAAGGCAUAAAAUACUUCUGCUAGUUUCAAAGCAAGGGUUGUGGGGAAACUCACUCGAUGAAAACUCUAAUGAAGCAUGAAUUCCAAUGUAGCUAUGGGCUUGAAGACACUAAUAAUCAAGAUAAAUUAACUGAAUGUGCUUUUUGUCGCUAAGCCCUUCCCAGCAAUCAAGACUACUUUGAUGAGAAUCAAGCUUUCUUGCAAUAGUAAUUCAAUUCUAAUGAAGAACAUUUCUGUGUGGAGGUUGAAAAAUCUUGGUGUCAUAGGCAUAGAGAGAUUGGUAUGAGGUAUGAUGAAAGCAGGAUAGCAAAUUUAGGGGAGUUCCAAAGAUACUUUGAACUGUUCAAAUGCAAUCUUUGCCAUCAACUGCUGCGAAAUCCAUAGGCAUGCAAAACCUGCAAGAUAAACUACUGCAAGCACUGUAUCUCAAACCAGCUGAUAUUGAGAAAUGCUUGUCCUUCGUGCUAUCAACCAAACCCAUCUUACUCUAAAAUACCUAGAAACUUGUUUCACCUUCUUAGCAGAUUUAAAAUCUACUGCAAAAAUAAAGGAGAGGGCUGCAAUGAGAUAUUACUUUAUGAAUCUGUUGAGAAACAUGAAAAUACCUGCAGGUAAUGCUUACUUUGUAAAGUCAAGUGCCUUAAGUGUGAAUAAGUGAUUCAGAUAGAAGAUUAGCCCUCUCAUUAGUGUCAUAUAAAGCUGAACUAAGUUUAAGAUGCAAUAUAUGAUGCGCCUGUCCUUGAUGGCUUGGAGAAUUCAUCAUUAAACAGCAUUGAAGAUAACGAUCAUUAUCAUUAAGAGCAUGGAGAUUUUCGACAAAGAAUGUCAUAUUGCAAAAGAAUGAAAAAAGACACACAGUAGUACGUAUCACAAUGCCCUUUUAUCCUGACUAUGAUAAUCAUGCUUAUUGAUUUCGCUGUUUAGAAUGCAUUGCUGACAUUCUAUAUUCUGUACUAUAUAUUUGAAGACUUUAUUAAUGAGCCAACCAGAAGAGCUCAACUUGCUUUUACCAUAAUCUACUUCAUUGUGACAUUUAUACCAUUUUAUUUCUCAGUAUUUACACCAACCAAAGAAAUCUAGGUUCUUAGCUAAAAGCUUGGGCUGAUGAUUGGCUGUUUAUUGUCAGCUCAUUUCUUAUUCUUUAUAUUCGGCCCAUUCGUCUCUGGAUUUAGAGACUUAAAUUACAGGCUGAGAGAAAGUAUGAUAGAAAGCACUAUUUGCAGAAAUAUUGCUUAGAUUUUUAUUCAAGUCACGUUCAUUACUAUUUUAGCUAUUAAUGAGGUGGACACUGCAAUAAAAGGACUGACUAUUGGUCUAAGCAGCUUUUUGAUUUUGUGGAAUGUAGUUGUUUGCAUUACUAUCAAUUUUAAACAAUGA